CUUUGCCACAGGGCCUCUCACUUUGGGCGGCUCGGGCCACAGGGCACACUACCUACAUCCACACAAUCGAUGCACAAAUGUAUCAGCAUGUAUGCACUGACCUUGGCCCACACAGCUGGUGUGGGGUGACGCCAGUGGUCUUUUUCUCUUCGGUAGCAUGCAGAGUGCAUAGCUGCGUGCUGUAGUCGUAGCUGAAGACGAUGCAGGCCUCAUAUUGCUGACAGAGGGCCUGGCACCUAAAUGGUGUCGCAACAGAUCCCAGACUGAUAACAUCGACAGGCGUGGCAUAGUAGUGGCAGCCCCGAGCGAUACUGCCAUCCACAAAACAUAGCAUAAUCACACUGUUAUCUUUCGAAAUGUUCCUGAUGUCACAUACCAGCCCCCGGUCAGCUCCUCUCUCCCGCCUUCUGUGCUUCGCUGUCCGUCCGAGGUGCAAUAUUUGGGCCCUGAUGUAGCGAAAUUGCUCUCUUGCUUAUCAUGCUGAACGUCGGUCAGCUUGUCGGUGAGGAGGACGCAUCCCUGGCCGUACGAGAAGGUGAACGCCUCACAUUCUUCCCAAGCCCAGCACUUCAU
Molecule: messenger RNA, 573 nt
Organism: Vitrella brassicaformis
Lineage: Eukaryota; Vitrellaceae
Source: the annotation of a GenBank genome assembly